This is a messenger RNA of Nerophis lumbriciformis (worm pipefish), 1449 nucleotides long. The record is from RefSeq and is a predicted model, not a curated record. NCBI's taxonomy places the organism in Eukaryota, Metazoa, Chordata, Actinopteri, Syngnathiformes, Syngnathidae.
AUGGCAGCAGUUUGGCAGCAGGUGUUGGCAGUGGACGCCAGGUACAAUGCUUACCGCACGCCCACCUUCCCGCAGUUCCGAACUCAGUAUAUCCGGCGCCGAAGCCAGCUGCUCCGAGAGAACGCCAAGUGCGGCUUCGAGCCUGGUGUGCGCAGGCACUAUCUAAGGCUGCGCGGGCAGCUUUUAGCUCUGCGCUACGGGCCGCUGUCGGAGCAGAGCAGCUUUCGUGCUAGCAGCGUGCGCAGCUCCCGCACUACGCUGGACCGCAUGGAGGACUUUGAGGAGGACCCUCGCGCCCAGGGUGCUCGGGGGCACCGGCGCUCCGUCAGCAGAGGCUCCUACCAGCUUCAGGCGCAGAUGAACAGAGCCGUCUACGAUGAAAGACCUCCGGGCAGUUUGGUGCCCACCUCAGUGGCGGAAGCCAGUCGAGCCAUGGCCGGGGAUACGAGUUUGAGUGAAAACUAUGCUUUCGCUGGAAUGUAUCACAUAUUUGACCAGCAUGUCGAUUAUGCAGUUCGACGCUUGCAGUUCGCUAACGACGAUAAGCAUCUCCUGGCUUGCUGCUCACUGGAUGCCACCUUGUCCAUUAUGAGCCUGUCGCCACCACCUGCCAGUGUCAAGGUGGUCCUGAAGGGCCACGGGGGCCCCGUCAGCGACUUCGCUUGGUCCCUCAGCAACGACGUCAUCGUGUCAGCCUCGCUGGACGGGACGCUGCGCAUCUGGAACACCGAGGAUGGGCGUUGCAUCCGCGAGGUCCGAGACCCGGAAUCCAGCGAGCUGCUCUGCUGCACAUUCCAGCCCAUGAAUAACAACCUCACCGUGGUGGGCAACAGUAAGCACCACUUGCACGUGGUGAACAUCUCCACGGGCAAGAAGGUGAAGGGCGGCUCCAGCAAACUGACUGGCCGCGUCUUGUCGCUCUCCUUUGACUCUCCGGGAAGGAUUCUGUGGGCGGGCGACGACAGGGGCAGCAUCUUCUCGUUCCUCUUCGACAUGGCCACAGGGAAACUGACCAAAGCCAAGCGUUUGGUGGUGAGCGAAGGCAGCUCCAUCUGCAGCAUCUCGGCUCGGUCCUGGAUCAGCCGAGAGGCACGAGACCCCUCGCUGCUGGUUAACGCUUGCGUCAACAAGCUGCUGCUCUAUAGGGUGGUGGACAACGAAGGCGGGCUCCAGCUGAAGAGAAGCUUCCCCAUCCAGCACGGCUCACAGCCGGUCCACAGCAUCUUCUGCCCGCUUAUGUCCUUCAGACAGGGCGCGUGUGUGGUGACGGGCAGCGAGGAUGCCUGCGUGUACUUCUUCGACGUGGAACGCAACACCAAGGCCAUCGUCAACAAGCUGCAGGGUCACGGCGGGCCCGUGCUGGACGUCAGCUUCAACUGCGACGAGAGUCUGCUGGCCUCAGCGGACUCCACCGGCAUGGUCAUCAUCUGGAGACGGGAGCAAAAGUAA